UUCAGUUCUAGCGAUCAUGCUCAACAAUAUCCAGUUUUGCGAGAAAGAUCACAAUAGUCACGCACAAUGCUACAGGACUUAAGUUUGAGCUCAUGAUGAUUUUACAACCAUGAUAAUCAUACAUAUAUUCGUACACAACUAUCAGCUGAGCUGACGGACUUAAUCGAUUCCUGAGCGGUGGAGAGAGACAGUGCGUCUGCGCUGAAAAUGAGUUGCCAAUCAUUGGGCGGGAGAGCGGAGCACAGUGGUGCUACAAACAUAUCUGCUCGAAAACAUUGCCGGCGUGAAAUGCUGGUGCCAGUAUCUGUCUUACUGAAUUGUUCAGCGCUCAGUGUUCCAAAUCAUUUUUGCGCAAUAGUUGCAUAAAUGUUAGCUUUUAUUUCUUUACCAAAAGGCUAAAAUACUAGUUCAUCACAUCUGGUCGGCGCAAAAGAAGAAAUAAGUCACCACGCAUAAACAACCCAUAUUCGAAUGAAAAUCCUUGUCGCGGAACAUUAGGUAGCCAGCGUCUCUCAACAAUCUCCCUUAUUGCAUUCCGACCUUAUUAACAGUUCUCAUGCUAAAGUGUAAAUUCCAGUGUCUCUUUUGAGUGAAACGGUCAAGGUGUAGAUCGAAAUGAAUUGGUAAAUUAGUGUUGUACCAUACACCCUGCCUAUUGCUCCCAGCAAACCACGCGAAAAACGUAUGUGGUCCCGUAAUCCAUAGUGAUGGCUUGUUUAUAAGUGUUCUGCAUAACCACAGUAUAAAAAAUGGAACUUUGCAUCUAAUGAUUAGGCAAGCCAGUAUUAUCACUUUGCAGAUUCUGCUGAGCAGGGGAUCUGAAUCCAAUAGUACACUGCGACGUUGGGGCUUGAACUCGACCGUGGAGCAUAUGGUGUAGACAAACCUGAUUAGGCGUACCUACAUCUUUUCCAGUGACAUUGUAAAAUGUGGACUUUUUCUAUCUUAGCGCUAUUAGUCAUAAACUAUGAAUGUCACGCUUCUAGGACCUGCAAGCCGAGUGACUUCCACUAUGAGUUCACCGAAUGCGAUGAAGUAGGUGGGAGAUGGAGGGUGAGUGUUCCUACUUACGGUGACUGCAUCAAUGGAGAACCAAAUCCUCCGACGCGCACGGAAGGAUGUAGUGUUUCCUGUGAUCCCGGAUGGUUCUUUGACCUGAGCGAGUUGGAAUGCUCUCGCUGCCCCAACGGAACCUACAGUCUUGGGGGAGGCGUUCACUUCGAUAGCUGGAAGACUCUGCCGAAAGCUUUCAGCGCGCACACGGAAGCCUUCAAGUCUGCGUUUAGCCUGGGCAGACGCCGUGGUGAUGUGGACUGCAAUGAGUUUGGAUGGCAAGCAAGUGGCGAUGUCCUUGCAAGCAAGGGAGGACCUUGUGCUGCGGUGCUUGUGUACACUGUGAAACUUGUUAAACCAGGUGCUGUGCGCUACACUUACCAGUAUCCGGAUGAAAACAUCAUAUUCGAGUUCCAGGCACAAGAUGAACGAUGCCAAAGCCUUGACGAUGCUGAUGACUACAAGUGGCCUCCCUUAUCACGCGAUGGACAGUGGAAGACUCUCACGGUGAAGCUGAACAAAGGCCUAAAUGUUCUUCACUGGAAGACGAUAGGAAUUGAAGCCAGAGCCUCUACACAGCCAGUGCUCAUUAAGAGUAUUCAGAUAAGUGGGGUUGCUCACUCAUCAGAAUGCACACCUUGUCCAGAGGGUACAUUUAGCGGACCAGGUGCAAAUUCAUGCACGGAGUGUGACGAAGGCACGUAUGCUGAAAGGGGAUCGUCGGAGUGCUUGCCCUGUGAUCCUGAAAAAGAGUAUGCCCCAAGAGGAUCUCCCAAGUGUUUGAAGAGACCUCCCUGCACCACAAAAGACUACUAUGAAAUUGACUCGGCUUGUGAUGAAAACAAUCAGACUAGAGCCAUCUACAAAUGGAUUGAGAACCGUGUCUGCCGAGAGCAAAUGGAGGGUUCAGUGUCCCUACCUCCUUCAGGGAAAGUGAAGACUUGUCCCCCUUGUAACCCGGGAAUGCAUUACACCUCUGGAACAGGAUGUGUGACAUGUCCGAGAGGUACCCACAGUGACGGCAUUUCUCCCUGCCGCCCUUGUCCACCCAGCACAGCUCCUAACUAUGGCUAUCGGUACCAGUGGUGGUCAUCCAUGCCACCCAACAUGGCAGCCACAUGCAUGCCUGCUGAUCACUUUGGCUGCAGUGGAUCCGAUGGCUGGCAAGUGAAUGGAGAUCACAUCCAUUCUGGUAGAGGUCAUUCAGACGAUGCUUACUUAGUGCUGAGUCUCAAGGUUGGAGGAUUUAGGGGUCGGGAAGGAUUUGUCAAUGGCCAUCCAAUGGAGGUUGGCAGGAUCUCCUUUACUUUUGAGCUCGUUUGCGUCACAGACUGUGAAUUUGUCUUCAUGGAGGCUUCCGCAACCAAGGGGGUGGUUGUGGUACAAAGGUGGGCAGGUGCUCAGCAGCGUCUGUACUACAGCUACGGUGUUACUAGAAAUGACUCGUACACUUUCUCUUGGGCAUUCCUGAAGGUAUCGUGGGAAAAGAGUUACAUGCGCCUUGGGUCUUCACGGCUCUAUGAAACAGAUAUGGCUAAGAUAUUCAGUAUUAAUGUCACAAAUACAAUUGAUGGAGGGGCAUCUACCUGCAUACCCUGCCCUCAGGCUCCAGCAACUACUGGAUGCAUUCCAUGCCCAGCAGGGCAUUAUAUAGAACCCAACACGACUGAGUGCACAAAAUGUCCACCUGACACAGUUGUCACGGACCCGUUACCCUAUGGAAAAGAUUCCUGUCUUCCCUGCGGUCCAGGGCUCACUGCUCCUGACCACCUCACGUGUAUUGUGCAGUGUCGCCUCACCAUCGACAAUAAAACUUACGACCUUACAAAUAUUAGCAGUCCCAGAACGGUAAUAGGCAGCACUCUGUUUACGUCAUCUGGCAACAAGUUUUUCCACAUGUUCAACAUCUCAAUAUGUGGAAAUACCAGUGUUGCUUGUUCCAACAACGUUUCAUACAACAUGGAAGGCGAUAGUCCCACUGUCAUGUCACGCGUCUGUCGCUCCACGAUCGUUCCUGGUAUGGAGGGAUCUCGACAUAGCCACAUGCGGGCAGUAGCUACGCAGUCGGUGUCUUUAGGAGACCACCUGGUAGGUGUCACCACCAAUAAUUCUCUCAUGAACAUCUCGGUCAUACCAGAGUUCACUCUUUCGAAUACAUCCGGACAGAAGGACCUUCACUUCUUCUACACGACUCCAUUGUCCACAAGUGCUUGUCCGAAAGGUCGGAGUACGACGGUGACACUACGAUGUAAUCCAGAUGCCACAGGGCAGGGAGAGGUCAGUCUUCUGAGUCAGUGCCCCGAUGGCACCUGCGAUGGCUGUAAUUUCCACUUCCUUUGGAAAUCUCAGGUGGCUUGCCCAGAAUGCUCCAAAGAUGAUUUGCUGGAGGCCCAUGGCGAAUGCAAGAGCGGUCAACAACUAGUUCAUUACAUCACCUCAAAGACAUGCCGUGCUCCAGAUGGAAUUCCACAAGGGAAGACUGUCCCUUGCACAACAAGGCUUCCUUUUAUGAUCGAGGUGACCAUUUUGAGCACAGUGUGUAUGGCGCUCUUCCUGUGCCUCCUCAUCUUCUGCCUCUGGAAAAAGAAUCAACGGCUCGAGUACAAAUAUAUGAAACUUGUAGCCAGUGCAUCGUCAAAGGAUGGCUUACUUGAGCUCCCACCUGCAGAGUCUUGUGCCUUGGAUGACGGGGAGGAAGAGGAAGUUCACUUUUCUCAGAAUCCUCCUAAGGGAAUCCUGAAUAGGCUUAAGAACAACAGAAUCAAGCCCACAGAAGGCAGAGGACUUCUGGCAAAAUCAAUGAUGAUGACUGAUAAGGAUCAACUCACCUGAACCACUUAGCUGAUCUUAAAGGAAAACCAUUUUUUAUUCUGGUUGUGGCCCAUGAAACAUUUGAGAAAUAUAGUUAUAUAAAUUCUGCAUUAUAUAUAUAUAUACGUAUAUAUAUAUAUAUAUAUAUAUAU
Messenger RNA from Macrobrachium nipponense, 4016 nucleotides. Its product is annotated as endosome/lysosome-associated apoptosis and autophagy regulator family member 2-like. The coding region runs from base 928 to 3885 and encodes 985 amino acids. Gene Ontology annotation, cellular component: membrane. The transcript is spliced from 20 exons. NCBI's taxonomy places the organism in Eukaryota, Metazoa, Arthropoda, Malacostraca, Decapoda, Palaemonidae. The record is from RefSeq and is a predicted model, not a curated record.